UAAUCAUGAAUGCGGAAAACAUUUUUUUACAACAUAUCCUAUUAGAAAGUUGUAGUGCAUGACCAUUAGUAUAGUUGGUUAUUUGUAUAUAUGAUGCUUGUAGUUGUUUGUUUCCUAGUUUUUGUGCAUGAGCAGUUCAGAAAAGAGAACAUGCAUAUUUAUUUUAAAACAGUUUAUUAAGUUUGGAUAUGGCAAUGUUUAUGUAGGCAUAUGGUUGUUUUCCUACCUUUUCUUUGAAAAUUUGAGUGAUUGGAAGUUUAUUGCAGUUAUGUAGGGUGACAUCACUCUCUUAUUUCUGUUUGCAUGUCGGUUGAGUUGGAAAGUCUUAAAGUCAUCAGUUUUGGAGAUAAUUACAGAUUGUCCUCCUGUAUUUAGACCUCUUUAGCAUCCCAGCUCUUAGAACUUAAAAAAUUUAUAUUGGAAUAUCUAUAGUUAUGAAAGUGAAACAUCUAGCUCUAUUUACCAUAAUGUUGUUAGUUUUAUCGAUGAAAGCACGAAAAUGAUGGGAAAAAACAUAAUUGCAAUAUCCAUAUAGUUAUGAAAGUGAAACAUCUAACUCCAUUUACCAUAAUGCCAUUGGUUUUAUCGAUGAAAGCACGAAAAUGAUGGGCAAAAAGAUAAUUUCAAUAUCCAUAUAGUUAUGAAAGUGAAACAUCUAGUUCCAUUUACCAUAAUGUUGUUGGUUAUACCGACAAAAGCAUGAAAACGAUAGGCAAAAAGGUACAUUAAAUAUCCCAGUUAUGUUUUCAAUGAUGGUGGAUGACGACACCGCUAGAGGGCGCGGGUGGUUGUUGUAGAUGAGGAGAGCGACGACGAAAGAUGAGACAAAGAGAGAGAAGAAAGAGGACAAUGCAAAUACCAACGCUCUACAUCUGCAUUGGUGUUGCUCGGCAACCGCGUCGAUGCCGACACAGAUGCUGAGUGGCGAAAGGGCCACUCGAUAUCUGCAUCGGCGCCGACGCAGAUGCAGAGUGACAUCACCCUUCCUCGCGUUGUUGUCGGUGCCAACGCAGAUGCAGAGUGGCGUUGCUUUGUAUCUACAUCUACGUUAGCACCGAUGCAGAUGCCAAGCGAUGCUCUGCAUCUGCAUCUACAUCUGUGUCGGAGCCGAUGCACAUGUUAAGCGGCCCUUUCGGUGCUCUGCAUUUGUGUCGACGUCGACGCAGCUACUGAGCGACGCCGACGUAGAUGCAGAGAGCGUUGACAUCUACGUCAUCCUCUUCCUCAUCUCUCUUUCCCUCACCUUUUGCUGUCGCUCUUCCUCAUCCACAACAGCCACCCACGUGCCCCAGCGGUGUCGUCGUCCGUCACCACAGAAAAUGUAACUGGGAUGUUGAAAUUAUCUUUUUGUUCAUUGUUUUUGCACAUUUGUUGGUAAAACCGAUGGCAUUAGGGUAAAUUGAGCUAGAUGUUUCACUUUCAUAACUAUAGGGAUUCCAAUAUAAAUUUUUUAAAUUUAGGGAUCGAGAUGCUAAAGAGGUCUAAUUACAGGGGGUAAUAUGUAAUUAGCCCUAAGUUUUGAGUGAUUAGAUAGUUUAUUGCAGUUAUGUGGGGUCAGAUUGGGCCCCUCUCCCUAUUUACAUGUUGACUGAGUUGGAAAAUCUUAUAGUCAUCAGUUUUAAUGUUAUUUUUGUUACAUCGUAUGUCGUGACCAUGAAGGGUGAUAUGGCAAAAAAUGGUAAACCCCACUCCCGGCGACGUCCCCCGCACGUGGACAGGCGCGGCGCCCCAGGGAGAGCAACAAGGGCGACGGUCUGCGUACGGACGUCAGCUUCACCGAGCCCACAGUCCCUCAGUUGACCCAGCACAGUAGGACGAGACAGGAGUAGGUAGCGGUUGAAGCUCGCCCAUACCCUGCGAUUCCCCAUUCCGAUACGUAAGGUUCUCGGCGAUGUCGGACGCCAUCAGAGAUACGGCCCCGACCGACGGGAGGGCGCGCCCGAUAGUGCCGAGUUCCCCCUAUAAACGCCCUCGAGCCAGAGGGAAGGAGGUAGGCUGAAAUCCCCGAACAACCGCCACCGCAUCUCUCUAACUUAAUCGUCGGAGGGGUCGGGUCAAGCCGACCCGACCUUUGUGCAAGUGUCAAGCCGAGGACUCCCGUCCGGGACACGCGACCAAGGAGUCCCCACCCGGAGGAAGUCACUGCAUCGCCCCAGGGAGAUCCCCGCCAUUCGGACCCCCGAACGAGCCGAGACGACCUCUCGGGUCACGGCUAAGAAAAAGGUGUUUACACUAACAUAAUGGCGCUAGAAGGAGGGUGAUAGACAACACAGUCCCGGGCUUGAACGACGAGGAGCGUCGGGAUUUGAAGAGGCUUCGGGCAAUCCUUCCCGGUUCUCAAGCCAUCCGAGCUAUGACCGAGGAGUGGCUAGCCGGGGCGGGUCUUAGCCCGGCUUUCGUGGGUAUGUUUAUAGAGGGUGUUCUCCACGUUUUAUUUGUUUUCACAGUUUGUGAUGGUUUUGCUUGUCUCCUUCGUAGGAAUGAAGCUCCUGUCCCUCCGUGGUGGUCGCUCUUCGUCGGCUUCUUCCCCGCGCCAGUCCGCUGCUUCCCCCCCGCGUUCCUCAACCGACCCGCUGCCCGGUUCGGCGGGUGCCCCAUUGGAGAUCCCCGAGGGACGUCCGUCAAAGAAGGCGAGGACGACGGGUCCUGGGAAAACCAAGGCGGGGACCACUCCUUCGACAAUCGUGGGCGCCAAGCGGGCCACUCGGGACGAGGGACCUUCCCGAUUUAAUGGGCCCAGCCAGGGGGCGGCCGGGAAGAGGGCGGACCUGCCCACGGUGGAUGAUCUGUGCGGGUUACGCGCGGGGGCCGACGAGCCCUUAUGGGCAGCGGUGAUGGGCGAGCUUCCGACAGGGGAGGCUUCCGACCCGCUGGUUGCCCGAUGGAAGGGGCUGUCCCGAGGGGACAAGGUAUGGGCCGGGGGAGAUCCCUCGGCCGCCUUUCUUCGAGGCGUGCUCCACCCCGACCUGGCUCGGGACCUGUAUACCCUGCCCUCGGAGACCAUGCUCAACAAGGCGGGGAGGUUUCUGACAUUGGGCCUCCAUUAUUCGACGGCGCUGAUGGACCGAGUGCGCGACGCUGGCCAGAUAAUCUGGGACUUCAGCGAGCGCAACUCCGAGUUGUGUCGUCAGCUAGAGGAGAUCCGGGCUGGGUCAGGCCCCGAGGCGGUAGCGGCUGCGGAAAAACGCGCGACCGAUUCCGAGGAAGAGGCGGCGCGCCUACGAGCAGAGCUCGAGCGGUCGGGCGAUUCGGUCAAGGAGCUCCAGGAGUUCCUUCGUUUGGAUCGGGCCGAGCUCCGCCAGUCGAAGUCAGAGGCGCUUGGUCUCCUCAAGAGGGCGGAGAAGGCCGAGGCUGAAGCCCGCGCUGCUUCCGAGGCGUUGGCUGAGGAGGUUCGCCUCCGCCCGUCAAAGGACAAGGAGGCGAUCGAAGCCUACAAGAAGUCCGAGAACUUUGAGCUCGGACUGACCCGAAUGGGGCGAGUAUCCUACGAGUAUGGAUACAGAAUCGCCCUGGGUCGCUUCGACUCGUGCCCUCCCGGCUCCGAGGUGGAAAGGGACCCGUUCGCCUCUCACCCCGUGGACCUGGAGGUGGAUAUGCCGGAAGACGUGCCGUUCGACGACCGCCCGAAGACUCCGGGGGAGCAGUGAGGGUCGUUUUUGUAUGUCGGGGUCGAGGGUGUGAGGGUUGUGUAUGGGUUUUGGCUUCUGUAUCCCCUCCUUUUUAAUAAGAUGAUCUUUUCCUCCGA
Messenger RNA from Musa acuminata AAA Group (dessert banana), 3745 nucleotides. RefSeq lists its product as uncharacterized. The coding region runs from base 2454 to 3647 and encodes 397 amino acids. Lineage: Eukaryota; Viridiplantae; Streptophyta; Magnoliopsida; Zingiberales; Musaceae. The record is from RefSeq and is a predicted model, not a curated record. The transcript is spliced from 2 exons.